Molecule: messenger RNA, 806 nt
Organism: Drosophila nasuta
Lineage: Eukaryota; Metazoa; Arthropoda; Insecta; Diptera; Drosophilidae
Product: putative cytochrome P450 313a4
Exons: 4
Coding region: 3-806 (267 amino acids)
Molecular function (GO): monooxygenase activity; heme binding; iron ion binding
Source: RefSeq, a predicted model, not a curated record
CGAUGGGAUCUGAAGUGAAGAAGGAAAACAUGAUUCAAAACGACACACUAGUAAAUAAAUAUAAAAGUCUUUUUGCAGCAGGGGUUGUGUUAUUCUUAAAACCUUGGAUUAACUUUAAUAUUUUUCGCCCAUGGAGUAAAACUUUAAAAAUUGUAGACGAUUCCAGGUCGACCAUUCAAUCAUUUCUGAAAAAGAUAAUUGUCGCAAAACUCGAGAGUGAUUAUAAAAAUAAUACAACAAAAACUCAGAGCAUAACAUUUGUUGAUGUUGCAAUUGAGCAGUUCCGAAACCGUUUAUUUAAUUAUACAAAUGUCGUGGAAGAAUCAAAUACAAUCGUUUUUGGAGCGUUCGAGACAACCGCACUUACAAUGGUAUAUACUUUGAUGAAUUUAGCAAUGUUUCCCGAAUAUCAGGAGAAAGUCUUUGAGGAAAUUAAAUCGGUGUUUCCCAAUACUGGAGACUUUGAAGUCGCAUAUGAGGAUCUUCAAAAGCUAGAGUACUUGGGCAUGGUUAUCAAUGAAAGCAUGAGAUUGAUGCCAACAUUCCCAAUGACAGCCCGUAAAAUAUCUCAUGAUUUUAAACUCUCAAAUGGCAUUGUGUUACCAAAAGGUCUUGAAAUUGGCAUUAGUAUUAUCCACACACAUCGCAGUAAAGACAUCUGGGGGCCGGAUGCACAUAAAUAUAAUCCUGAUCAUUUUCUGCCAUCAAAUUUACGAGAUAAACAUCCAUAUGCCUUUUUGCCUUUUUUGAAAGGCAAACGAACUUGUAUAGAAAUGCCGGGACUGCAACUGGAGCGUCGAGUUUAA